AUCUUUUCUACCUAAUUUAACUUUUCAGUAUGUCUCACCAUGCUCCAAUUAUUCAUCGUUCGCGUAAAGCUCCUCAAGAAGAAGAGGAUGCCGCAAAAUUAAAAUUUGGCGAAGAUUUUGAGGAUGAAGAGUUUCUAUUUAUUUCUGAAGUAGCACUUUUGUUAGAAAAAAUACCAGAUUCUCAAAAGAAUAAUACCGUGUACAAAAAAACCGAGGAAUUAGUAAAUACGUUUACAAGAUUUCAUAAUGAUGAAUCAGUUCGUGAACUUCGAAAAACUUUAAUGAGACACAAGCUACAUAAGUAUGAAUUAGCACAGUUGGCAAAUCUAGUUUGUGAAGAAAUAGAUGAGGCAAAAUCACUAAUACCAAGUUUAGCCAAAAGAAGUGAUGAGGAAAUUCGUGCCAUGCUUGAUGACAUUUCAGCAUUGAAAAAAUAUCAAAGUUAAAAGAUGACUUAAGAGAGUAAAUCAUCUUAAUAAAUACGAUAUUUUGAAGUUUUCUAUUUUUUACAUAUAUUUAAUAUAUAAAGUUCGAUACUGCGUGUCUUGCGCCAAGACAAUAACUAAAAAUCAUGGCACCUUCCCGUAAUAGUUAUCAUAUACCCUUAACGUAGAUGUUUAAAACCUAGAAUUUUUUUAUACGAAAUAAAAAUUUCCUUUAACGGGAUACGUAUAGAAUUACGUGAUUAUUUUAAACUACAAAAAAAAACGAUUUUCAUCGUACAAGUCACGUGUAUAAAAUUUUCAUAUAUACUAUAAAUACUAUUGACAAAGCAAAUUCUUUCUUUCUCUUUCUU
This is a messenger RNA of Rhizophagus irregularis DAOM 181602=DAOM 197198, 796 nucleotides long. RefSeq lists its product as uncharacterized. The record is from RefSeq and is a predicted model, not a curated record. Gene Ontology annotation, cellular component: RNA polymerase II, core complex. Gene Ontology annotation, molecular function: nucleotide binding; translation initiation factor binding. Gene Ontology annotation, biological process: transcription initiation at RNA polymerase II promoter. NCBI's taxonomy places the organism in Eukaryota, Fungi, Glomeromycota, Glomeromycetes, Glomerales, Glomeraceae.